This is a messenger RNA of Python bivittatus (Burmese python), 2937 nucleotides long. It is a transcript of the gene EVI2B, whose product is annotated as ecotropic viral integration site 2B. NCBI's taxonomy places the organism in Eukaryota, Metazoa, Chordata, Lepidosauria, Squamata, Pythonidae. The record is from RefSeq and is a predicted model, not a curated record. Gene Ontology annotation, biological process: positive regulation of neutrophil differentiation; regulation of stem cell division.
CCAUACCAUUUAAAGUGUUUGCUGUGUUCUCACUUCCCUGGUCUUGUAACACUAAAAGGUAAUGCUAUAAACAAGAAGUUGAAUAGUGCAGGAGAAAUCAAAAAGAGAUCCCCAGAAUUUUGACAAUGGCCAUCAAGUCCAUCCUUCUAAUUUUCAUCUAUGGACAACUGUGGUGGAAUCACACAGCUGGAAAGACAGAGGGGCCUGCAACCGUGUUGCCUCCAGCUGCGCUGGUCUUAGUGGGUCUCGAUUCUGAACCCCACAGCUCUUCAUAUCAAGCAAGUAAAUCAAAAGUCCCUACCAAAAAUGAAGAGCAAAUGCCUUCCAACAAUCCCCAGCUUCCUAUCACCACAGAAGAACCUAAAGGAGCUAAGUUUGCAGAUGAACAUUUAAUAGUUGCUGUGAUCAUUGGGGUCAUCUUGCUGUUCAUGAUUCUCAUUAUUGUUGCCAUCUUCCUUUGGAGGCAACGGAAAAGGGCAAAUUUGCCUCUUCCCCACUGGGCAGGCCGCUCCCCAUUUGCAGAUGGAGACGUGCCUGACCUUACUGUAGAUAAAGAACCCGCGCAAGGCAUAAAGCGGAUGUCGGUUCUCUCUCUUUUGCCAUGGAAAUUUAACAAGAAUACGCAACUGCUGGAAAAUGCAGAAGACCAGCUUUCUGAAUCAAGGCAGAAUGUGGAUGCUCCACAGGGAUGUGGUACCGCAGGAACAGAGAGUGAGUCAAGCCACACCGCAACAGCAACCUUGGAUUCUUCAACAAGCAUCCAAACUCAAAUUUCUGAAGAACCAAACAACUUAACUGACAUUUUGGUCCAGCCUGAGAGUCCAGGGCUAGUAGACCCUCCUUCAUCCAGCUGGCCUAGUGGAGUCAGUGGAGAUAUUUGUACUCUUGAACCCUGUCCCUUGGAACAAAAUGUAGAGUUCCAGUGCUCUAUACCACCAAAUCUGUCCCAACAAAAUGUCGGUGAAGCAGUGCUACUUCCUCCACCACCAGAAGACUUUUUGUGUAACUGAUAUUAAUAGAUUUUGCAGCAAAUACUGCUUCCUUCUGAUUUUAAAAAAAGUCAUGUAUUGAAACAAAAUGGAGUAGGUCCAUUUAGUUUCAUCAUCUCUUACUUCAAAAGAAGCUUUCAGGAAGACUCCCCAGUCAAACAUGUUCCUCUUGCUGCUUCUCCCCAGUCUCUAAUAUUCCAAAGUAGGCUGCAGCUACAGAGAGAGACUUCAGGAACAUCCAUGGAUUUAUGCUCCUUAAUUCUUUUAUUUGGACAAGACUCAUUUUUAUGGGGAGUCUUUUUGCCUUUAUCACUCUGGAAUCCUUCUAGUCUGGUGUGAACUUUUUCUAAUCAAAAAACUGUGUACUUAAUGUAACUCUCUAUUUAGUGCUUUUAAAUGAUCACCCAGCAGUGUAGAGGUCUGACCACCCAGUUGGUCCCUGCAGUUUGAAGUCAACCCUUUCCUUUUGAGAAGUUUCCUCUUUUGAAAUUACAGCACAACAAUACUGAACUUUCCGCACAAUGUCUGACUUAGUCGACAUUUUGAAUCUCACAAUUCUUCUCCUUUCCCCUAAUUAUAAUCCUUAGAUCUUAUGCUGAGUCCUGUGUACCCACAUCGUUAUCAAGAAUUUAUUCUCUCCCAGUUUGUACUUUGCUUGAAGGCCUAUUUAUAUAUCCUAUCUAAAAAACUAUCCGUUUUUCUUGAUCGAAAAGCACCUGACCACAAACAGCCCUACUGGCAGUUUUCAAAUCCUUACACAUUUGCCUAUUGUGGUUCAUUAACCGUGUUCUACACAAAUUAGUGGGAAUGAUAAGAACACUUACUAGCUUCAGCCGUAGUGUAGCAUGCGCUUGCAGGCUGCAGAAAACUAUGUAUUUGCGCACUUGCGUUUCUACUCAUACACAGAGAAGCAUGACAAUCGUUUUUAGCUAUUAAUCAUAGAGGACCGGAUUACUAACUUUCAAGAGGUCAGGGGCAGAAUUUCUUUCACUACCAAAACAGCCACUGCUUUAUUCCCUCACAUGGAAAAUCAUUCCUAGGUGCACUUCAAGAGCGAUUUUAGCUCAGUUCUCACAAAGCACUAGAAAUUUUAAGCCAGACUUCCUCAAGUUGGUGGGGGGAUUCUAGGAGGUAUCAUCCCAAAAUAUUUGAAGGAUGUCAACUUGAGGAAGACUGGAUGCUGUGAACUAAGAACCAUAAAGAAAUUUUCCCUUAAUGUUGUUAAAUUUGAACAAAAGGUUUGCAAUUAUUUUGUUAAGCUAGCCUGGGAAGAAUUUUGUUUGGGAGAAUUCUGACUGAUGGAAUACUAGAGGUGAUCAUAAGCAACAUUUGGGAAGUGUGACCUUAAGCCAGGCAGGGGUACACGGACCAGAUUUUUGUCUUCAGCAGGUCGCUGAGAAAUGUUAUGAAUGAGACAGGAAAAAAAAAGUAUGUUUGUUGAUACAGAAAAAGCAUACAAUAAAAUGAAUAAGCUUGAAUGAUGGAAUGUUUUGUGGAAACACAGAAUUGAAAGUUGGUUGCUGAAUGAGGUAAGAGUGGAAUAUGAUGGAAGGAAACCCACUGUGAGAAUAAAUAGCAUGUUUGGUAAAUGAUUCAACACUGAGCAGAGGGUAAGACAAAAAUGUGUGAUGUUCCCUUGGCUGUUUAAUGUAUUUGUUAAGAAUGCUUGUGGUAACAUUAGAGAUAUAUUGGGCAAGGACUUGAAUAUACAGCACAGAUGAUCCUGUGUUCUUGGAGGGAACAACUGCAAAAAAAUUAAACAGCAAAAACUGGCAUGAGUAGAUGAAUCUGUUUACUUAAGACAGGAACAUGGAUAGAGAAAUAUUAAGACAUGCAAAUACUAGUAGAAAGAUGGUGGGUAUUAUCUGAUCAAUUGCAACCAAUGAGUGAUAAGAUGUGAAAAUGAAAGCUCAGAGUCACUUUGUGGGAGAUGGGCAGCUAUACAAAU